This is a messenger RNA of Adineta steineri, 342 nucleotides long. Lineage: Eukaryota; Metazoa; Rotifera; Eurotatoria; Adinetida; Adinetidae. The record is from the annotation of a GenBank genome assembly.
AUGAAAAUAAAACAUAAAAAAAUCCUUGAAUUUACAGAUGAACAUAACCUUUCAUGGUCGAUUAAACUACGUCGGGAUUCACUUUACGUAGAAAUUCCUCAACAAUUAUGUGAAGGAUCAAAAGAAAAAUUUAUUAAUCUUCUUGAAUUUGCUGAUGAUACAUUGAAAUGUAAAAAUGUGAUUGUAUAUUUUGAUAAAACACGUUCUGAUCGUGCAUCUUUAGUAAGAACAUUUAUGUUUUUGGGUUUUCAUAUUUUAUCACCUGACAAUACAUUAAUGUUAGCUAAUGAUAAAAAUCCCGAUCAAUUAUUCAUGAUUUAUAUAAACGAUAAUGAUGAAUAA